Messenger RNA from Aphanomyces astaci, 1218 nucleotides. RefSeq lists its product as hypothetical. The transcript has 5 exons. NCBI's taxonomy places the organism in Eukaryota, Oomycota, Saprolegniomycetes, Saprolegniales, Verrucalvaceae. The record is from RefSeq and is a predicted model, not a curated record. The coding region runs from base 1 to 1218 and encodes 405 amino acids.
AUGCAAGGGGAGAGGAAAGGCCAAGAGAAGAAGAUGAAACAUGGACGCGAGAAGACACUACCGAAGAAGCCACCACUGAAGAAGAGGAAGGCCAUGGCAACGGACAUCAAGUCGAAGGCUGUCCAGCGGCGGAGUGACAAGCAGCCGGCCGGACGGCCUGUACCCCGCACGAAGAAGACCGAAGAGCGAUCGGAUCUGUGCAACAACGAGAAUGCGUUCUAUCUCAAGCUGCUGAUGGUAUCCCCGACGCGUACUCGUCCCCAACUGAAGACUCGGAAAGUCCCCGAUCGCACCAACAUGCGCGUUCCCAACAAAACCCGCAGUCGAAAGCAUGUUGUGCUUGGAGAUGAGUGCCGAGUGCUUUCCUAUGACGACGACGACUCGGUUCAGGUGGCAACCCUCCUCCCAUUGCACCAACCAUCCCCGGAGAAAAGCCAUAUGAAGGUACGCAGUCUCCUUGCGAGUCGUAGAUGUUUGAGCUUCUCCAUAGCAACGACAUCAACUCUCAACAACUCUAUGGACAUGGACAUAUCGGACGAUUCCAUCGAGCUCUCCGUCGACGCAUUGGAGGAAUCGUGUGAUUUCGGCGCUCCAGCUGCGUCUGUCCACAAUUUCGACGAUCCGUUCUUCGAAUCCCUCGGCUUGAUCGUCGUACCACCACCGGAAAGAAGCAACACCCCCAAAGCCAGUCCAUGUCACAGCAUUUCCAGCUUCUCAAGCCCAGAAGGACGACUAAGCCCCACGGCAAUUCCAUCGACACCACCGCUUCCCCUUCGACGGCUGUCGUUUGACCCCCCUAAACUCUCCGUCCCCGCCGCCAGUAUCGACUACAUCCACCACGUUCAUCGCCAGAACAAGAUACUUACAACCUCCAAGACAAAAGGGCGACCUCGCACUUCAUCCUCUACGAAACAAAAUCGGGCCCACACGAUAGAGUCCUCGUCGACGAAUGGACCAGGAACAGCAAAGAAACAUAAAAAAAAGCGGCCAUCCGUGAACAGUGAUCGAAGAAAGAGGCAAAACAAGAGUCCUCUACUUCUACCACGCUAUGCCACGAGUGCCCUCAACAAGCAAUCCGUUACAAAGCAUGUCGUCUUGGGCGAUCCAGCAUCGGCCGCCACUGGGUCGCGGCGGCUCUCUGGACGAUCGUCGUCAAGACAUGGUGUCCGAGUAAACCAAAAUGCGCUCUGCAGUCUCCAACAACUAUUUAUGAUCUAA